AUGUCAAUCGCAAGCACAAUCCAGCGAAGCCAGGCAUGUCCGGAUCUGAUAUCGAUCUUCGGUAUUGAAAAGAGUUUCUCGACCUGUUCUGGAGAUUUCUUCCGCUUCUGAUUCGUUUGCUCUUUGGUUCUUCUGGGGAAAUUAUUCGGGGGAGUUGGGGGUGUAGGUGGACUUGCAGGACUUCGUGGAUUGGUCGGGAGUGGAGUGCCUCAAUCAGAACAGCGGCCACUCCCUCGUCAACGCCCUCAAACAGGUGGAUCGCUUCCUCAUGAGCUGCCCCGCUUCUACCUCUCCGAUUCGCUCCGAAUUUAUUUUGGCGUUGGUUGGAAUUUUCAUGCCCACUGAACGGUCGGUUGGGCUUCGCGUGUUGGUAUUGCUGUUGGUUAGGGUUACAGAGAUGACGAUGGAUUGCAUCUGGAGAGCGAUGCGGACGAGCAGCUUCUGAUCUACAUCCCUUUUACCCAGGUUGUCAAGCUUCACUCCAUCCUCUUCGUGGGACCUGAAGAGGAAGGUACUUCACCUAUUCUUCUAGGUUUUUGGACAAUUAUUCGUCUUUAGUUUUUUCUUUGUUUCCAUGUGCUCUACCUUAUUGAGAAGAUAAAGGUUAUAAUUUUUGCCUCCCUUUUGAUGUCAAUGUGUGUUUGAUAAGUAGAGACUUUGGAUACUUGUCUCAUUGAAGCAAGAGCUCUAAACUCUAGAUCUCAAGGUUCUUGUUCAUCUGAUUUUAUAGACUCUGUUUCCUAUUGUCAAGGUCAUAUAGUGCUCCUAUUCAAAUACACCGUAUAUUCUGCAUUGAAAUAUUUAACCACGAACGUUUGAGUCAUGACAUCUUCCUCUGGCUGUGCGACGACGGAACAAAAACAUUCUGGCGAUUGUUUUUUCAUCUCAGCUUAUUUGUCAUUUUGUUAGUACAUUAUCGCAAGUCAUAUUGUAUGGGACAAUAUAGUAACUUUUAAAGUCUCUCAGCAAUAAAAGAUAAUUAAAUUUUCCUUUCAUCUUUUUAUUGAAUCGAUUCACCAUUCAAACAUUGAAUGCAUACGCUUGGUUACGAAAUUUCCAAGUAUAAAAAUAAUGAGUAUUCAAAUAUAGAAAAUCUGAAUGUCUAUAUACACCCAAAUUGUACUAAACCAUUCCACUGCAAACUACGUAUCUAGAUCAUUAUCAAUCCCAACAUGAAGUUGUAACGCUAGAUGUUUCUAGAUCAUUUACAGGGUAUGAGGAAAACCCUGCUCCUUUUUAAUAUCUUCGAAGUCAUCUUGUGGAGUCGAAGAAUAUACUACGUUCAUAUUUUCUAUCAUUGCUUUUCCUUAAUCGUCCGCAGUUGCAGUAUUGGUGUUUUUUGUUAGCUACAUUUUAAAGAAUUUGAACAGCUUUUCGGAUGUCAUCAGGUUUUUGUUGGAAUGUAACAAUCAAUUUUACUGAGAAUGUUUUAUUCCAUGUCUAUAUAUCUUUGUAAAGAUCUCUGUAUGUUUAUAAGUUUGGAGGUCGCCGCUCAAUUUAACCUUCUUUUGAGAUUUCUAGUGAUCAGCUUUUUCUAAAUGUUUGUUUUGAGCUUAGUCGAUUUCUAGGUUGAAAGCCACCACCUAAAUUUUGCAUGCUAUUCAAAUUACUUAAUGGUGAACCAUCACUCGCAUUUUGUCUAUCACUGAGAUUUGUCGGCGGUAGGUUGUGAGUUUCAAUGUCAUACCCUAGUCAAAUGUUAAGUUGGAAGGACUUAUGUUCUUCAUUCGUAUAAAAUUUAUUGAUAUGUGAGUCUAAAUAAGUUUUUAUUCGCAACCAACUUUUACAUUUUUUCUACCAUUGGGAUUUAUCUAUUACUUCACUAGAUUUCUCUAUUAGAACAAACAAAUCUUCUUUAUUACACAACUAAAGGAAAUGGUGUAGCAAUAUUCGAACAAAGUAGACAGUUAAAUAUGGACAGAGUAUUUUAAGAAAAAGCCAUAGUUAUGAAUCACUUACCAGCCAAACAUUCAGCACAGCAAAUGAGGAAGAAGUAAAGGAUCAAUGUGAAAGAGCCACUGGCAUUAAAGAGGUGUUUGUUGGGCUUUGUGCUUUAUUUCUGCAGCAUUUCAAUCAAGUUCCUCCACUUGAAAAAUGACACAGUAGAUAUUGGGGAAGAAUGAAAGAAGUCCUUGAAUCCACAAGGGGAACAUGCUAAAAAUUUUGACUAGGAGGAAAAUCUGUCUUUUACAAUAUGCACCUCUUUAAAUGGGUAGAAUAUUUGUUCUAGAUCCUAAAGUUGUUGGGAUAUGGUAAGAAAUAUAAUAAAAGAUAACUGUUCCUAAGAAAAACAGAAUCAAUUACUUAACAAAAGAUGGCCUAAUGGGCCACCUAAAUAAAGCUUUUUGGGCUUUCUGCUUACCCUUUUGGACCUUUUAAGCUACUCCCCUUAGGCUUUCCAAACUUCGAAUAAUGUUGUUAUACACUAGUCUCCUUUACUAACAAUAAAAGUUUAAGGCUUGUCAACGAAGCUGCUGACUUUGUAAUUUUAAGUGAAUUCUUUUAUGGUUAUGGCAGAGAUACAUUGCUUUUGUUUAUCUCAUAAAAUGCACUAGAUUAAACUACCCAUCAUCACAUUAGCCACUUUCAUUUGAUUGUCUAUUUGAGGAUGACUGGCGCUAUUAAAUUUUAAUGGUGGAUUAAACCUAGUUCAUAAAGUCUCUCAGGAGUGGAAAAAGAAACUAACAUCACAGUCUGAAGCAAUAGUAUCUAGUACUAAAUGUGAAAAAAUUAUUUCCUUAAAAAAUAAAUUAGCUACAUGCACUGCAUCAAUUGUCUUUUUUCAUGCAGUAAAGUUUGUGCCACUUUUUAAAAGCAAAAACAAAGAAAAAAUCUACACCUUGUUUGGUAGAAGGAAAUUUCAAAAUAAAAUCAUCAAACUCAGGUUAUUUUCGAUUUGGCAUGAAGUCUUAUGUUUUUUACCCUACAUACGUGUCAUCUUUUAACAUGAUUUUCGACAUCUCUUUUCAAUUGAGGCCUGUAGUCUUUUCAAUUGUUCUUCAACUAGUUGUGUUUUGUAUAUCCCAAUGCCUUCUCAAUCCUUUGCCCUGCAAUUUUCUCACCUUUUCAUGUAAUCAACUUCUGGGAUACACAAUUGAUUUCCAUUAAAUAAGAAUUCUUCUUGUAAUUGAAAGAUGCCUAUUACUUGACCAAUCUUAUGUGCCGCCCAUACGUUGCAUAAAUCCUUAUUAUCUUCGUGUAAAUUGUUUAUUUGAGUGAAUCUGCGACCUAGUCUAAUUUACCCGGUAUUUGCUUCAUAUUGAAUGUCAAUCACUGAAUAAAUGUAACCCUAGUUGCCUUUCAUGAUAUUACCAAUUAUAUCAGCUUCUUACCCUUAAUUAAAAUUUUCUUUGAUCAUGCAUUCAAUGAUAAAGAACGGAAAGUAUUAAAAUUAAUGAUAAAUUUGUGGUAAGAAGAAGCCAAUCUCUGGAAGCUAAUAUCAUUACAUUCAAUUUCUUUAAAUUGCAUCCAGCUCAUUCUCUUGUAAGGCUUUUAAAACCUCUCUCGAAGGAGAUAAAUUAUAAAUGUUCCACUGGCUUUAUAUUUAUUGAUUUAUUUUGUGAUUACCUGGUACUUAGCUAGGAGUAGAUUCUUUUUUUUCUGUGAUGGACUACCUUUCAAGAAUGACACACUUUAUUACAUGUAAUAACACAAAUGAUAAAAUGCAUGACGCUAAACUUUUUUUCAGGAUAGUGCUCCAUUUGCAUGGGGCACCGAAUUUUAUCACUGCUAAUAUUGAUACUAAACUCUUCUUCCACCUCUGACAAACUUAUUGACAAGGUUUGGUUCUUCGUUAAACUUCAAUGGUAUCAGUCACUCUCAAACAGAUGAUCAGACGAAAGUUAUUCAUAUGAUAUUUGGUAAUUUAAACUUAUACAUUUCAAGAGAUAAACGAGGCAAUCUGACCUUCACUUAGUCCUAGCAGAAUUUGCUUAUAAUUACAUAGUCAGUCGCUGUACUAACAAGUUUUCUUUCUCUAUUGGAUAUUGUUUGUCUCUAGAGCUUCAUUUAGAUUUAAUGCCUUUAUUGAAACGCCUAAGAUAUAGUAUUAUAGUGAACAACAUGGUGGGUCACAUCAAAGUUAUUCAUGAAGGUGUGAAUCAAUAACUCUCAUCAACUUCCGUCAAUUAUAAGGUAUCUGCAAACAAAGUGAGGAGGGAAAAAGGUUUUUGACACUGUUCAACAUGGUAUUGUCUUUUUGCAGAAAGACAGAUAUUCGGCUGGAAACUACAGCAAGCUGAAGGCAAAAAAUAGAGAAUGUUCAGAGUUCUGCAGAAAACUAACAACCAUGUUUACACUAGUUUAUAUACCAAUCAACUUUUAAUGGAGGUCAUCUUUUUUAUCAAAUUCGGUUAAAAAAUAAGGAUUUGUGGGCGAGUUCUUUUCAAGGAAGAGAGGCUAAUAUAGAUAAACCUUCCAUUAGAUUGGAGGAAUUCAAGAGAAAAGGUCAAAAGCUGUUAAAGGGUACAGCAUGGAAAGCCCAAAUAAGCUUUGUCUUGGUGACCCACUAGGCUAAAACGUUAUCUUUUGUUAGGUUUAGUAACUGUUUCCCUUUUCUAUGAAAUAUAAUCUUUUAGUAUAAUUAUAUCAUAUCCUAUUUUUUAAAAGAUCUAGAACUACCGUCUGCCUAUUUACAGAGGCACGUCACGUAAUGAGGGAAAUUUUCUUCUUUAGCAAAUUUUUGACCGCAUCUCUGCCUUGUGAAUUCAAGGCCUUAUUCUUCCCCUACUUCUGCUACAUCACUUUUCAAAGUGGAGCAACUCAAUUACAUCGAUGGAGAAAGAAAGGCUUAACAUUUAGCGGUCACAUCUUUAAAGCCAGUGGCACUUUUGUCUCAGCCAUAUAACAUCUUUUAUUCCUCAUUUUACUGCACUUGAUAUCGCAUGAUUUGUUAGUUCGUGAGACAUAAUAGUGGUUGCUUCUUUGUCUAAUUCACUCAUAUAUCAUUUUCUACUUUGAUGGGAUACUGCUAGACAUGUCGGACAAUGAAAACAGCAGGCCUCACUACUAGAUAAUGUCAGUUGCUUGUUGGCUUCCCACUAUAAACCACAAAAGCAUCAUUGCCCUGCAAAUUCAAAACAUUUUCUUUAGUGCACAAUUUGAGACUCACUGUAAUAUGCUUUCAAUGGAGUUACCUUUUGUUUUGAUCCUUCACCAUAAUCCUCCAAUUUUUUCAACACAGUUUCAAAGAAAACUUGUCUCGAACUUGAAUCGUGAGUGUGAGAAAGUCAAGUGGGAGCAGCAAAUCAUCGACAAUGGCUGAAUCCCUUUAGUCAUUUGUUCAUGUUCAUCCAUCUAAACAUCAAUUCUUUAGUGUUAAAGAAAAGUGCCUAAGAUCCGCCACACUGAGGUAUAAUAAUUACACUUAAAUAUCAAUUCAUGUUCUCUAAGGAUGUGCAAGACGUUGUAGCUUGGUACGCAUUUUAAGCUCAGCUUGAUGGCAGUCAACAUCAUCUUAUUAAGAAAAUGGUCCUAAAGAUAAAACCUCUAAUAAUUAUAUAGUAUUCAUGUUCCAUCAUUAUGGUGAACCUAUUUCUUGAGAUCUUUGCAUUGACCCAGAAGGAUUUAACUCGUCAAUGAUCUGUCAUUCCCAGUCAAUUUUCUUGCACUCAGUUUUUAGGUUCAAAAUUUAGCUUAAAUUGAGCCUGUGUGAACCAAGGGGCUACGAACGAAGUUUCAGAUGUAAAGGUGCCUCCACUGAUAGCAUAUGGCAGUCAAUUUCAGAUUGUAUACAGAAUGGCAUGUUUUCUUCUAGGUUAAGCUUUCACUAAGCCAUUCUAUUUACGCAACAGCCUAGCCCAGCCUGUGAGUUUCAAGGGGUUUGCGGCCAGGGGGAGCCAUUUAGUAUGCCUUGUGGUUACCUAUGCAGCUUAGUUUCGCUGUGGAUUUUUGAGCCGAGAUUUGGGCCUCUCAUUUACUGAGUCUAGCGGACCAUCAUGUCACUAUCGCCAUCCGUUCAAACGUGAGUGUGACAGCAAUAUUUGGCCCUCGGCCUGAAGCCCUGUACUCCACCAUAGACGCUCUCGUCUCGGCAGCCACCUUAAGGAUUUUCUAACAUGAUUUUUGUCGUUCAGUCCCUCUCUCUCUCCCUCUCUGCCGAUUUUCUUCUUCUUCCAACUGCCUUCUUUUGCUCCACUAGAUUCCGCUUUGUACACAGUAUGAGGCUUGUGUAUAGUGUUGUUUCGAUUGGCCAUCUUAAAAUUUUCACAAUGGCAGGUGGUUGUCGGAUAUUGGGUGAACCUUAAAUGACUUUUGCCUCAUGUGGAGGCAAUUGAAGCCUCUAGAACAAUUCAGUCUUUCUUGCAAGCACUUCCAUGUCAUAGGAUCCUCUUGUGCUUCAAUUAAAUGCUAAACACGCUUCAUUUGUUUUGGUCUGUGAUUCAUUCUAGUGGGCUUGUCACUAUUUUCCAUAACUUUAGAGAAUUGACUAUCCCCACAUGAUUCAAAGAUUCUGCAUCUCUCCCAAUACUCCUAUUUUCUUCAGAAGGUGCCAUCCACGUUGAAAACAACCGACGGAACACAACGUAUUUCAGCUCACAAGCAAGUCUCAGAUGAAGAAGUCAACGAAGUGAGAGAAUAAUGUGACGAAAAUCCCAUGUGGAUAACCCUAGCGUCCCUGCACUGUUGGGUCCUAAAUCUGGAGUCAAAGUUUGAUGCAUGGUUUUCCCUGUCUGAAGCCCCUUAAACCUGCUAGGCUGGUCCCGCCCUCUGCUUUUAUGUAUAGCCAAAACAGAAGAGAAUCCAAGAAGCAAACCCACGUGGCAAUAAACAUUUCCUGCAUCACAAACAAUCCGCCAAAGGACUGGAGAACAGAUGUGGAAUCUUUCUGGAUUCAAAUAGUCCAUAACAGAGAACAGUAUCCUUGUUACAGUAAUCAUCAGUCUACCUCUAGCAACUGACUGUAUACAGGUCCAGCAUUCAUUUGGGUUUGAAUUGGUCUGUGGUACUAUAAAUGGCAUGUUCACGCAAGUCUGGGUCAUUGUUAUAAAAUUGAUGGGGAACAUAGUUUUUCAUUUUUUGUAAUUUAUUUUUUAAUUUUCAAAGUUAGGGAGGACGCCCUCAAGUGGGAAUCUCGAGCUUCUCAUAUCAUUCUGAUCCCUUUCACCUUUUAUUCUUCAAAUCUCAAACGUCACAGUACAGAAUCUAAAUACGUUGAAGUUUUGACGGUCUCACUGCUGAAUUUUGAAGCUCCGUUCUAAGAAAUGUUAUGCAACAUGUAAAUAUUGUUUAUUGCUGCUUUCCUUUCGAGGACAAUUUGUGCUGCUCCAUUUUAUUUUUUUAAGCAAAAAAGUUUAUUUUAUUACUCCAACUGUAAACAAACUCUCAUCGAGGGUCAUAGCUGCCGCCUGUUUCUUUUGGUAGCUCUGUCUGACACUUCCUACAGGACAAGGCUGAUAAAUAUCUCUGUUGUUCCCUGGGCAGGACCUAGGACAGUGAAGCUUUUUGCCAACAAAGAGCAUAUGGGUUUUAGGUGAAAAUAAGCUAUUUAUUUUAGUGCUCAUCCCCUUUUUUUUUUGGUGAUGGAAAAAUUCUUCCGAGUGUUCAGUCGGCACUAGAUUCUUACUUGAUUGUAAUGCAUUUGCAGCAAUGUCAACGAUUAUCUGCCCAGUGACUCAGCUAUUCUCUCUGAAGAAAAUCUCAAGGUAGAGAUCAUAGAUCAUAGCUUGUCUGAUACUUUCCAGAGUUAAAUCACAUUAGGAGCGAGCUACUCUUGUGUUCUUGGCAAUACCAUUGCCUCCGUAUUUUAGCUUCUUAAAAACUUUUUUUUUUUUUUUUGCAGGGAAAACCCAUAGUCCUGAAGUAUGUCAAAUUUCAGAAUGUUCGCAGGUGAGAGGAUUUUCUUUAGCCGUCGGAUUGUGCUGGACCUGUAUAAUAUAAGAUGAAGUGUUGACUAAUUCUCGCAAAUCCUACCAGCUUGACCAUUUUUGUUGAGGAUAACCAAGGUAGCGCUGAGACCUCCAAGGUUCAGAAGAUAAUUCUUUAUGGAACUACGUAAGUAGUUAUUAUAACGUUUCAUUUCGCUUAUUUACUUCGUCUACGCUCUUACUACCAGUUAUAGUUCUUGGAUUGAAGCUCUCUUUUUCACUACUACUCAAUGGCGAUCGCACUUUACACCCACCACAAGUCAACAAAACUCUCAGACCCCAGUGACUGUCACCCUGGACGUCUAGAUGAUCACCAUUCAGUCAAGAUCAUGUUUUUUUUUUCCGAAAUUUCUCCUGGAUUAAAUUCCAUAAUUUCUUAGGGUGAUCUGUAGAGCUUUUUGCUUUUCGAAUCACUAAAAUCAGUAAAUAUUUACAUAUUCCACCUUUACCCGAAAAUGGUUUUUACUCCCAGCGAGCUGAAAAGAGCGUCUGAUUUGAUCUUAUGCCACUGAUUAGAACCUCACAGAGAGAGAGAGAGAGAGAGAGAGAGAGAGAGAGAGAGAGAACUGGCCUUUCCUCCUCGCCAUCCAUACUGUGUCAAGAACAUGUUUCCGACCGUGCCUUCAUCUCUGUAGAUGAACGUUGUGAAGCUGCGGUUUCGUUGGUCAAGUCUCGAAAAUCUUCUGCACAUUAAGAGCGGAAAGGACGCUACUCUACUUAGUAGGGUCAACGCCUUCCUCUCUCAUCAGCCAGGUCGCCCCUUAUUUCUGGCAACCUCCCUCUUCCUGCAACCAUCAAUCCCCCUAGCGGCCCUAGUUUCUUCCCAUCUCCAUGCCCAUAAUAUGCUCUCCUUCUUGGAUGUGUUAUUUUAUCUCCGCCCAAGCUCAUCUGUUGCUGUUCUGCUGUUCUUGACGAGACCCGCUUCUGGCCAAGCCCAAGAUCUCCAUGGAGAUACGCACCUCUCUCUCUCUCUCUCUCUCUCUCUCUCUAUCGACGUGCCAAUCUGUUCGUCCUCUUCCCAAGUCUUCGUGAUGCAGUGACCCUCGGCGCCAUGGAGGCCUAGCCCACUGUGGGCUUUCACCAACCCGACUUGGCCUGGUGGAUAGCUUGCUAAUUUGGAUCUCAACCUGGUGAAGCUAACUCCGUUCUCUCUCUGUCUCUCUCGCUCUACGCAGGGUGGAGACGACGAACGUGAAGGACCUAAAGAAAAUCGAGGAGCACUGA
Messenger RNA from Spirodela intermedia, 9089 nucleotides. Lineage: Eukaryota; Viridiplantae; Streptophyta; Magnoliopsida; Alismatales; Araceae. The record is from the annotation of a GenBank genome assembly.